Messenger RNA from Zonotrichia albicollis (white-throated sparrow), 907 nucleotides. Lineage: Eukaryota; Metazoa; Chordata; Aves; Passeriformes; Passerellidae. The record is from RefSeq and is a predicted model, not a curated record.
CCCAGCACUUCAUCGCAGCCACGGCGUGCCAGGAGGCUGACUACGGCGCCAUGAUCCGCCACUACUGCCUCAAGGAGUUCCAGCACAGCAUGGAGGGCAUCGGCCAGCGCCUCUGGUGUGACUGGGACGAGACCGUGGGCACCUACGGGGAGCUCACCAACUGCACGGCGCUGAUCGCCGAGAAGCUCGACUGCUACUGGCCCAACCGGCUGGUGGACGAGUUCUUCGUGGCCGUGCACAGGCAAUACUUCAGGAACUGCUCGCCGUCGGGCCGGGCGCUGCACGACCCCCCGAACGGCGUGCUGUGUCCCUUCAUCGUGCUGCCCGUGCUCGUCACCCUGCUCAUGACAGCGCUCGUCGUGUGGCGGAGCAAACGCAGCGAGGGCAUCGUCUAGGGGCGGGGAGGGACGGGCGGGUGUUCCCUGGAUUUGGGAAGCGCUGCCGGAGGGUACCGAGCCCCGGCGGCAGGGACAGCAUCGGCACCGCUGCUCCUCCGCCCGUGGGCCCGCUGUUUCCCAAUAAAUGGCAUUUCAGCGGUGGGUGCUGGGCGGAGCGGGGACUCCGCGGGGCUCCCCCCGCACCGGCUCCGCUCCGCCUCUUCCAGCGUGUGCGAGCAGGGGAAUUGUAAAGGGAAAAACCCCAGGGGGGUGUGGGGAGUUUGAAAUCCUGCCAGCGGGUCUGGGGGCGCCUGAACAUCCUCGGCUUCCUCUCUGUCCUAUUCUGGGCUCCCCCCAGACGUGGAAAGGCAUCUUCUCCCCCAGCCCCCUGCACAAGGGCUGGGUUUGCCUGGGAGCUGGGGAGCAACGCGGGGAGGCCGGUGGUGGGAGCGGGUGGUGCCCUGGGGCUACUAACAAGGAACGGGAAUAAGGUGCUUUUCCUAAAUAAAUAAAGAAAUACCUGAAUUAAC